AUGGAGAUUCGAAUCACUGACUACUUUACUGAACUGCUAAAGGACUAUGGAAUUGACACUGUUUUUGGCAUUGUUGGUAUCCCGAUUGUCGAACUGGCAAAUACCAUGAUUGCCCAAGGUAUUCGGUUUAUAGCAUGUAGAAAUGAGCAGUCGGCGUCCUAUGCAGCUUCUGCUUAUGGAUAUUUGACAGGCAAGCCGGGGAUCCUAUUAGUAGUUGGUGGGCCUGGAUUGAUUCAUGCAUUGGCCGGCAUUUAUAACUCAAUGAGUAACAAAUGGCCGCUUCUAGUGAUUGCUGGAAGCACUGAAGAUCCAUACAAAGGUGGUUUCCAAGAGUUAGAUCAGAUCAGUCUGCUUCGUGGCCAUUUGAAGUUCACCGGUAAGUUAAGCAAGGACCAGCAAAGCAUUCAAUUAAUUACUUACGAGGCGAUGAGGUUCGCAGUUGGUGGCAUUCCGGGGGCCACAUAUAUCGAUUUUCCAGGUCGUCUAAUCGAAGAGUCAAUAGAUGUAACAGGAUCAAGAAAUGUUAGAUCUUUACCGAAAAUUAAGUAUGCUCCUGAUCCAAAAGCAGUUUCAAAAGUCGCAGACCUUCUGUCCGACAGCAAAAACAAGAGAGUUCUGUUAGUGAUUGGUAAAGGUGCGGUAGAACACUCUGUUCAGUUGCGCAAAUUUGUCGAUGACUUCAACGUACCCUUUCUGCCAACUCCGAUGGCAAAAGGUGUUGUUCCAGAUUCGCAUCCUCUGAACGUAUCUUCUGCACGUUCUAAAGCGCUGAAAGAGGCCGAAGUCGUUCUCAUUUUGGGAGCAAGAUUAAAUUGGAUACUGCAUUACGGGCAGGCCCCCAAGUGGAAUCCUAACGCCAUUUUUGUCCAAGUAGACAAUGAUCCUACCUCCUUAGGUCAGAAUAACUCUAUGGGACUCAGCUACGCAUUGUGCGGGGACUUGGAGUUGACACUCAGGCAACUGACCUUUCCUUUGAGCCGCAUUGGAUGGAAGCAUAAUGGAUUAUCAAAGGAGCUGCAAGACUCAAUCAGAGCGAAUCAGGAAAAGCUACUGUUAAAGGAGACGUCAGCAACAAGUGCCAUGUUGAACUACAACCAGGUUUAUCACACGCUAAGACCUUUAAUCGACGAUUCGCAAACAAUCAUAGUGUCGGAGGGGGCAAACACAAUGGACAUUGCUCGAAUUUCGUUUCCAACAGACUAUCCUAAACACAGAUUAGACGCGGGGACCAAUGCCACCAUGGGAAUUGGCUUGGGCUAUGCCAUUGCUGCGAAGCUUUCGGACCCUGAGAAAAACGUUAUCCUUAUUCAGGGAGACUCAGCCUAUGGAUUCUCAGCAAUGGAAUUGGAGACGGCAGCAAGAAACCAACUGGCGCUGGUCGUCAUUGUGAUGAACAACAGCGGUAUAUACCAUGGAACGCAACAGGACUCCUUAAGUAAAGCGCCCUCGACAGCCUUGAGCAAAGAAUGUCGCUAUGAGUUAGUCGGAAAGGGUCUUGGCACAAAUGGAUUUCUUGUCCGCACUUUGCCAGAGCUGAAAGCUGCUUUUCAAAAGGCUCUGAAUGCAUCGAGGACCGACAAAAGAUCAAGUGUGAUAAAUGUUAUCAUCGAGCCUGGUGAACCGAGGAAGAUAGCGUUUGGCUGGCAAACAGGUAAAAGACAAUCAUUAUAA
Messenger RNA from Torulaspora globosa, 1671 nucleotides. RefSeq names its product putative indolepyruvate decarboxylase family protein (gene PXP1). The transcript has a single exon. The coding region runs from base 1 to 1671 and encodes 556 amino acids. Gene Ontology annotation, molecular function: magnesium ion binding; catalytic activity; thiamine pyrophosphate binding. Gene Ontology annotation, biological process: fatty acid alpha-oxidation. Lineage: Eukaryota; Fungi; Ascomycota; Saccharomycetes; Saccharomycetales; Saccharomycetaceae. The record is from RefSeq and is a predicted model, not a curated record. Gene Ontology annotation, cellular component: peroxisome.